Hylaeus anthracinus is the source of this 7187-nucleotide messenger RNA. RefSeq names its product GRAM domain-containing protein 2B-like. The transcript is spliced from 8 exons. Gene Ontology annotation, biological process: intracellular sterol transport. Gene Ontology annotation, cellular component: endoplasmic reticulum-plasma membrane contact site; endoplasmic reticulum membrane; plasma membrane. Gene Ontology annotation, molecular function: sterol transfer activity; sterol binding. NCBI's taxonomy places the organism in Eukaryota, Metazoa, Arthropoda, Insecta, Hymenoptera, Colletidae. The record is from RefSeq and is a predicted model, not a curated record. The coding region runs from base 272 to 1990 and encodes 572 amino acids.
GAGUUCUCAGUUGUUAGAUAGAGGUCCACGAGGUCGUCGCUCAAAUAUUGGCACGGUUUCUUCUUUUGUCGCAGUUCAAACGGAAACAUGAAAAAUCAACGUUUCGUUUUCUUUUUAUAGACGAACAAAUUGUCGCGAGUCUUGUGCAAGAGACGACGCGUCGUGAAAUUCUGUUCGGAUUAGCUCCUUCGCUUCUUGAUUCGAUUCGAUCAAGUUUUCGCGUCGUAGAGAUUUCUCGGGUACAGAGAGAUUUUUUUGUUUGUAAUGCGACAUGGCACUACGAAUUUAUGAAAUACGAGAUAGCGAGCUGGGCACGCAGCAGCUGCGACGUAGCGGCUCGUUAAGGAUACCCAGGUCUUCGGACGCGAGUAACAUUGAUCGUACUAGAUUGAACGUGUCGUCCUACGAUGGAAAAUCAUCACCGUCGUCCGUUUCGUGGACAAGUAAUUCCGAUGGUACGCCAAUACGCCAAGCCAGGCAGUCCGUACCUGCGAUCGACGCACCUGCGCCGGAAUACCUCGCCAGGAACCUCCUGCAACUCGGCUGCCCAGCCGUGUCGAUGCCCACACCUCGUAGCGGAAUAGGGCCUGAGCCUCCGCAGAGCAGCGACAGCGAUGAAUACACAGCGUCUCACGGCCAUCAGCAGCAAGUGGGUCAUGGCCACGGUCAAGGACAGGUGGAAGCGUGCAGCGUGCCCAAAGUCCACGUGUCGGGACCACCUAACAAUGAUGAAUCCUCUUCCAUCAUCAAUGGGUCUGCGGGGUCCAUAGGAGCACGAUCGGCGCCCAGCACGCCUCUUCAAGUAGUUCCUGGUGGGCAGCAAGCUGGCCAGCAGUCGAUUAGCGGCUCCCAGCUCACAGUGGCUGGAGCCAAUACUUCUCAGCCUCCGAGGAGUCCAAGCCAUACGGCCUUGAGAUGUAACGACAGUCAACUCUCGAAACCGCUCAGUAGAAGUACACCAUCAAUGGCAGCUGGUGGUGUCAUACAGACUUCAGCAAAGGUUAGCAGAUCGUCGUCUACAUCGUCGCCAACAACUACCAGCAGCGCGAGACAGAAAAAAUUCCACAGGCAUUUCUCUCAGGUCGCUGCGGACGAGCGCGUGUUGAACUACUAUAGUUGUGCGCUGGUAGGCGAUAUCCUUCUGCAAGGCCACCUCUACAUCACGCCGAACUACUUCGCCUUUUACAGCAACGUGUUCGGCUACGUAACGAAGCUGUUGAUACCUACGGUCUCGGUGUUGAAGAUCAGCAAAGAGAAGACCGCGCGAAUCAUUCCGAAUGCUGUGGCGAUCGCUACCGAGGAGGACAGGCACGUUUUUUGCUCCCUUCUGUCGAGGGAUUCGACCUUCAAGCUGAUGAAACAGGUUUGGGACGCAGCUAUGGAGCCGGAGCCGUCGCCCAAGAUUCUCCCGCUCGUGGUCGAGCAAAAGCACCUCGUCCCGGACGCGCUGGUGGUCGACGACUCCGAGGUGAAUCCCGAGGAGGACGACUCCAGCAUGUCCGAGAGCGGGACGGAUCUUAAUUCCAGAUCGCCGGCCGUCUGCACCGAAACUGACGGUAUUUCGACGUCAUCCAUUACCAGGCCGAGUUUGCCACCGCCAGCAAAAGUGGAACCAUUGCCGGUACCAUUGCUUCCAGCCACAUCCAGUAGACCCAAUGUUAUGUUGUCCCUGUUUCCGGGCGCACUGAGAACUAGCACAGUGAUAGCUAUUCUAAUAGGUCUUUUAGCGGCUCUCUACGUGUCAGCAGCUCUGAUGAUGUUUCGCAUUGACAAGCUGCACACAGCGUAUCUCAACCAUCCUCUCGUUUCGCCGGAACGUUUCACGCAGGAUCGGCUUUUGCACUAUCUUAACACAAAUCUUGAUCAAAUAAUAAAGGUGCGACAGAGUUUGCAGACAUUGUCGCAGCAGUUGGUGACGAUGAGCCAAAGCAGUGAAACAGACCCAGCCGUAUCCGGCGGCGUGAUGGAGCCGGAAGACGCCCCGAGUUAGCCCCCGACGAGGCUAAAUAAUUUAAUGCAACCAAAUAAUACGAGUCCCCGUCGCCUCGCUAGCGUAUGAAGCGUCUCGUAUUAAUACGUCGUUGUCUUCGUCGUUGGCGUCGAGUAAUUUGGCGUGCGAACGCGAUCCAUGGCGACUGAUUGACGGUGUCGCUUCGACGGUCCUCUAUAGGCAUUAUUAUUGUUAGUACCUAGACUCGGAGGUUCCGAUGAUAGGCAGUUCGUUAAAAAUGGCAAACAAACCAAAAAUGAAAAAAAAUAGUAAGAAUGGGAGAUAAUAAAAAGUAAACGGGCAGGAAACCUUUGCGGAAGAUUUAUUUAGAUCGAGCAUGCGUAAACUCGAUUCCGACUUUCAGUCACGCUUGCAGACAUUUAAUAAGAUGAUGCUUUCUAAGCAAACAGACGAUUAACGUAUAAACUUGUAAUUUGUUAUGCACACGUACACAGACAGUGGCAGGGAAACGCGCGCGAAACAAUAAUUACACGGUGUAUUUGACGUUAAAUUUCGUUGUGAAUACUAAAGAAUAUAAAUAUCCGAGUGCGUACGGCGAGCGAAGGGAUUUUCGUUUUUGAACUAGUCAAGUAUAUACAUAUAUAUAUAUAUAUAUAUAUAUAUACAUACCCCAGCAUAUGACAAGGGUAUACUGAACAAAGUGGUAUAUAUAUAAAUAUAAAUAUAUAUAUAAUAUAAAAAAGAAGCUAUAUAUAUACAUAGAAUAAUGCAUAUUUCGCGAUUACUUGUUGAUUAUUGUGUAUUCGAGCUAUAGUUGGGGGGGUGGGGGCACUAUCUUUUUAAUCGAUACAAGUGAGGCAAAGCCGCGCGCAGUGUAGAACGAACAACAGUUACUUUCGUGUCCUACUGAACAAAUACUUUGUGUUAUUGCGACGAGAUAAGAUAAAUCCGGAGCUAGGUAGAUUUUCAUUUCGAUAGCGACGAAUAAUAUAGCAAACUCUGUAAAGCAAUUUAUUCGAUUAACGCGGUAAACGCCACGCAGACUUCUACAGAUCGGCGUUCGAUUUUCAGUUUAGGUCUUGUUACACUGCUGGACUGAUCUUGCCGUAUUGAAUGAGAUUUGAACAAUGAUUCUAGUUUAUCGAAAAAAUCUAAACAAAGGUUUUUCUUUACAUUUAUUUUACAAUCACUACAAACUGUCAAUUUUUUUUUAUUAUACAUUUUUCGCUGUUUUGAACCAAAAGUUACUGAAUUACUAUAAUUCAGAUUGUAUCGUUUUAUCGAACAAAAAUAACGCAUUAAAACUUAUUUCUCUUUUACUGGUUAUUCGAAUGAUUUAUCUAGAUAAAAAUUCUACUCAUCUCCGGAUAUACGCGAUGAUGAAUCACGAGUUCGUGCGGUGUUGCGAUUGUUUGGAAUAUAAAAUACAUUUCUUUCAUCUAAGAGCAUCGACUACCGCGCCUUUACAAAGAAAAGUUUGCAUUUUCCGCGCACACAGGUGUUCCUAAAGAAAAUUUUUCAUCAUCCGUUCGGAGAACGUGAAGGAAAGGUUGUUUCUUUAAUUUUCCGAUAACUGGAGACAACGUAGAGAUGACGCAAAAGUGCUCGCGAAAUAUUCCAUUUUGCUUGAACAUGUAUCUCGACACGGUUUGCACAUACGUUCUUCUAUGUGACGCAAGACACGUUCGGACAAACAAAAAAAGGCAUUGUUAUAUUUGCGCUUAAAAUAUGGAAUACGAGAAACGGGAGACUUGACUGUGAUAGUAGGAUCGAGGACGCAUUUUAUUGAAACACGGUCGCGUUUAUGGGAUCGUCGUUAAACUUCUUGAGAGAAAGAGAGUGACUGGUACAUGGUUGCUUCGAUCGGACCAAAUGAUUAUCGCAACAUAAACGCGGCCGUUUUUACGAGAUCACGUGGGGAUCUAAGAGAAGUGCUGUUACAUUAUUUAGCUAUAUUUAUAAUGAAAAGUGUAUUGUACAUCAAGCGAAAUUCACUUAAACAUUGUGUUUUCUUUUCGAUACGUUAUCAUUUAUUUACGAUUAAACAUGUGAUUGUACGAUGGUAAAGGUUAAUUAAUCGUGUAACCUCUUGCGUUGAAAUGAUGUACUACUCGCGACAAGAGUUAUUUUUUUUUUUUUGUCUCAGAAUUGGAAACGACGUGCUAUACGCGUUGCUGGUCGAUUAUCUUAAAAAGAAAAUAUAGCAAAAUCUGAAGAAUAUUAUUUUCGAAGUUUCGACUAGAUAUGACACAUACACUAUGUUACAAGCUGUCUGCAUUCCUGAUUAUUCAACGCCCCAAGGGACCCCUUGCGAACAAUACGUAAUUUUGUUUUAUGAACAAAGCAAUUGGCACAUUGUCCGAGGAAUAUCUCGUCUACAAAAUUUAAAGAAAAGCUCUCAACGAAGCUAAAAACAAAAGACGAAGUGAAAUUACUUUAGAGUGUAAGCAAUGUUUUGUUGUAUUAUAUAUUUCGUAUUGUUUUUAAAUGUCAUUCUGUAAAGAAAUAUUAAUAAACAGAAUUAUUAUAUAUAUCUGUAUAAUGUCUGUCUAUAAGAUGUCUAUAAUAAAGAAAGAAUUUUUAGUACUCUAUUCACUUUAGUACUCCACGGUUCCCAUCGAGCUAGCGUAUAGUUGUAUACAGCGUGGUCACGAAACAUUCGCCAGCGCAAGAGGUUAAACGACACCUAUUACCGUCAUAGUUUGUAUCGUCAAUGGAUUACGGAACAUAUUCUAAAUUGUAAACUACGGAAAGUACGGAAUAGGGAUGAUAUUUAUGGAGUGACGAUUUAGUGGAGAAUGUAAUUUAUUUUUUUGUAUUUUACCGAUUUGAAAUACGAACACUUACAUACAUUAAAAUGUUUAAUGUAAUUUAUGUGCGUUGAUUGGAUCUAUAAGUUUAUUAUCGAUAUGCCUUUUGGUGCGUGGAUAAAUUUAGGAGUCGGAGGGAAACUUGUGCCUGACAAGUGCCAUAGAAAGGAAAGUCGGCUGCAUUCGAAAACGAGAAAUGUUAAUGAAACGCAAGUUCACGUAUGAAAUAAAUACCACAAUUUGUUCGCUGCAUAUUUUCAUCGUACCUUGUUUUUCAUAUAUUCCGUUUAAAUCGAAAACUUUCGACGCAAAAUUAAACAACGCUAUUAUCCCAAAGAUUUAAACGAGAUAACGCGGAUAUGAAUCCUAGGCAAAACUAGACGAGACAAUUGUUAUUUUAGAUCUCAUAGCGGAAGCGCUGCAAUAGAAAGCAUAUGUUAUGGAAAAUCAGACGCAAUCGCCAAUGUUUGUGCCAAAUUUUGGAAUCAUUGGAUUUAUUGUUUUAAGGUGGAGAAAUUGUCCGUUUUGUCGGCAGACUGCUUAAAUGAGCAAUUCGUAAGCGUUUACUCUUUGCAAACGUUUGAAAACAAAAAUCAAUACGUUUGCCAACGACGACGAUUAUUCGGUUGAUCUGAAACGAUUGUUCUAAAUUACGAGAGAAAAAAGGAUAGGUUGUUAGAUAGAAUGCAUAAAUUUCGAUAGAUUGUCCCACAGAAAGGAUUUAAGCGGAAGCAAACCUAUGCGGUACAGGGCGUGAUGAUUUUCCUUUUCCGUUUACGUACAGAUACUAUUUGCCUUAUUGUAAUGUUUCUAGAAAUUUUAGAUGGAUGCUCAACUUAUGAUCCAUUUAUCCUAGAACGUAUCCAUGUAUAGAAUGUCUUGAUUUGUAUUUGUCGAGCGCAUGCGAGCUGUCGUAGAAACGACGAUUGAAUUUUUAGCUGUACUUUUUGGAAUCUGAUGUCAACUUCAAUUAAAUCGUCGUGGUUAAUUUCUCGAUGUCUAGCGGUUUCAAGUAUGAUGGACCAAGUUGAAUUUAUUCUUUCCUGUGUGUUAAUUGUAAGACGGAAGAAAAGCUGUUCAGUUGCAAAAGUACCGGAUAUUCAAAUUUCACUUCGCGAUUUUUUUGUUUGUAUAAUUUGAUUAUACAUGUAACAUUAUAUAAUUACGAUAAAUUAAAUUAAAUGGUUCGUCAAACGAAACUUUGUCCAUUGUACGCGGUGUUAUCUUUUUUUCUCCAAAAUUUCUAUACUUAACAAUCAACUUCGAGAAAGCAAAUAUAUUUAAUUGUUGCGAGGCGGCAUUUAAACCUCUAUAAUCCGUUGUAAAUUUCAAAGAACAUUUUACAUGUUUGUACUUUCCGGUAAAGUCUAAUGUUAAGCAUUUAAAACGCAUACGACUGCUAGGUAAUUAAGAUUAUUAAUUGUAUUAAGAGAGUUUAAGUUAGGCUGCAAGCAUUGUACUAUACACCUGUGUUAAUGUUCUAUUUUCGUUUUUGUUACGUUGAAUGUUAGUACAUUUUUAGAAGCAGUUUUCGAUUUCAGUUAUAGAGCGAUAAAGCAGGAUGAACUAUUUAAACGACAACACUUGGCAUUAUCCGGUGCUAACGAAUGCAUAAGACAACUGCUUGGGAUAACAUUGCACUGUUCGAAAUUGCAAUGUAGCGACAAGAGCAACAUUUUCCCCAAAGAUCGUUUUUUCCAAUGCUGUCCCAUACUGAAUUACAAGAAAAAUCGAUGAUGUUUAAAUGUAGAAAAAUGAUUAGGGAAAAUUGGGUUCCAAUCGCUACGUUUACAUUGUAUAGUUGUUUCAUGUAUUUAUAGGUAUCGAAGAUACUUAGGUGUUCCCGUAUAAAUAGUACACUCUUUAUACUUAUCGGUGCUCAAAUCAUACGUAAACGAAGCACUGGUUGCAAGGCUUCUAAAGCGUGCCAUCGUAGAUUGAGCAAUGAAUGUACAUUCGUCGGAGACAUGAUUCGGUUAAUUGUAAAUAAUUUUUUUUAUGUCUAAUUUCGUUAUGUCCAUCAGGUUUGAAAACGUACAGCUUUGUUAACGAUUGUGUCCACUCCACAAAAAUUUGUUACACCGAAAAAGACAUCUGUAGAAUGCAUUUAUAAACGCGUGCCGGACUCUGGAUAAUUUACGUACGAAGAAGACUGCGGAGAAACGGAGGAAAAGGAUGGCAGAGAUCACGAAGAGAACGUGAAAGUCACAGACAGACCAAUAAUUUAAAACGUAAUUUGUGUAGUCCGAUAACAUGGAGCGCAAAUAAAUUUAUGAAAAAUUACAGCUGCACCGUGUACCACGCUAUCCUUUUAUUUGUAUCCUUGCACAGGAUGUAAAUAAACUAUUGGUAGACAUUAAGGGAUUGGUGAAAUUUGUUGGAAGAAAUGAAAAAGGCUUAAUAAACAUGUGUUGGAAACCUAACAA